CACGCAGAAAGCCGAGCGGGGCAGAAGGCGAAUGGUGGAGCUGAAGAUGGCGGAUGGCGACAGUGGGAGUGAGCGCGGAGGUAGCAGCGGUGGAGGCGGCUUUCAGCACUUCCAGAGGGACCAGGAGACCCAGGAGCUGGCGUCCAAGCGCCUCGACAUCCAAAAUAAGCGCUUCUACCUGGAUGUCAAGCAGAACAGCAAAGGCAGGUUCAUCAAAAUCGCCGAGGUAGGGGCCGGCGGCUCCAAAAGUCGCUUGACCCUCUCGCUGUCAGUGGCGGCGGAGUUCCGUGACUACCUCGGGGAUUUCAUCGAGCACUACGCCCAGCUGGGGCCUAGCAGCCCGGAGCAGAUAGCCCAGGCCAGCGUGGGUGAGGACGGCGGGCCCAGGCGGGCUCUCAAGAGUGAGUUUCUCGUUCGGGAGAACCGUAAGUACUACCUGGACUUGAAGGAGAACCAGCGGGGGAGGUUCCUGCGGAUCCGGCAGACCGUGAACCGAGGACCUGGCUUCGGAGUCGGGGGCCCAGUGGGCGGCAUGCUGGCGGGCCAGACCAUAGCUCUCCCGGCCCAGGGCUUAAUAGAGUUUAGAGACGCCCUUGCGAAGCUCAUAGAUGAUUACGGAGGAGACGACGACGACCUGACCGGGAACGCGGCAGCCGGGGGCUACGGCGAGCUCCCCGAGGGGACCUCCAUCAUGGUGGAUUCCAAGCGGUUCUUUUUCGACGUCGGGUCCAACAAAUACGGAGUGUUCCUGCGUGUGAGCGAGGUGAAGCCGAGCUACAGGAACUCUAUCACCAUCCCCUUCAAAGCCUGGAGCAAAUUCGGAGGAGCUUUCUGCAGAUACGCCGAGGAGAUGAAGGAGAUCCAGGAGAGGCAGCGAGAUAAGAUGUACGAGAGGAGGGAUGAGUCUGAGGGCGACGACGUGGAUGACGACUGAGAGUGAAACGAACCAGCUGUUAGUCAGACAGAUCUGCAAUAUAGGGGUAUUUUGAAAAAAAAAAUUAAAAAAGCAGAAAGUGCAUGACAUGACAAAUCGUGCUGUAAUAGCCUACUAAAGUAUCGUGGCGUUAAAAAGUACAUGUGCAGGGAUUUUUUGGUGUAUUAUCCUAAAGUUUGUAGGGUUGAGGGUUGGAGUGGUUGUGUGGAAUCUCUGAAAGUGAAAAAAAAUGUAUAAAUGAGAUGUGUCUCAUUGGCUGAAAAAAAGAGUGCUUUAUUGUUUAAAAAAGAGGAAAGAGAACCUACUAAAACCAGCAGAUUGGUUUUUAUAACUAGAAAUGAAGCCAAUGAAUGCUUUCCUAUAGUUUCUAUUUAAAGAAUGAGGACCUGUUUAAGAUGUUUUCCUUGCUCAGUUUAAGGAGAGAGCUAGCAUCCAUCCUGUUCCAGUCCAGGUCUCUCCUCUGUGGGCAGUAUGUGGGAUUUCUUGCAAGUUAGUAUGGGGAAGCUGAGAGGAAUGUACAGAAAGCUGCCGUCACUUUGUGGAGGUUGUGCAUUAGAUAGAUCAGCAGAUGGAGAGCUGUGAAACAACAGCAGCUGAAGCAUCUGCAGGCCGAAAAGAUUACCCAAAAAGUCAGGGGGAAGUCACUGAGAGGAUUAUCCGUAAGCCCAAACAACAAGGGCCUCGUGGACAAAAUUAAAGCUUUGACUCCAGUAGUCAAUUAGAGCGCAGAUCAGCUGGGUUUUAUGUUAUACAUACAAUCUUAGCAAAGCAUCAUUCAUAUUGUUUCUGGUAAGAUUCACACAGCGAGGAGGAGCAGUGUGUUUUCUCACACCAGAGCAUCCCUGGAGUUUGAGGACGGCUGCUUGGGAAGCCAACAAGUGGGACCCCAGCAGGGACGACACAGAUAUGUUAUUAUGGGACUUUUACGAUGCUCAUUUGCUCCCACAUGCCACUACAAGGGUCCAAAUAACUGACAGUAGGACCGGGAGUUUUCCCAUCAGCCUCUCAGUGGUGGUCAGAGGCGUCCGGCCACAGACUACAUCUUCCAACACGUGAAGACCCUGGACAGAAACGCAUUGAUGGAUGUUUUCUUUUGUGUUUCUUUCUUUUGUUGUUUUGUUUUCAAAAGAGAACUAUAUUGAAAUGAGAUUCUACUUAUAGGAAAGAUAUUACCAAACAAACCAGCAAAAGAUAUUUUCAAAUACUUAUAAAGGAAAAUGUAUUGUCUAAAGGAAUUUCAAGACUAAAAAUAAAAAAGGUUAAUUUCUUAAAACAAAGUUCAAAUCUCCAGAUUAUUUUUCACUUUGUUCUUCCUACAGUGAAAGUAUAACACUUCAUUAAUUAAAACGGCUUUAAAUGUAUUAACCAAUGUUGUGACUGUAUAUUUUUAAACCCCUGUAUUUGCACUUAAAGCCACUUUAUUCAUUCUGCAGUAGACCUGCAACAAUUAAUCCAUUAGUUGUCAACUAUUAAAUUAAUCACCAACUAUUUUCAUUAUCAA
Amphiprion ocellaris (clown anemonefish) is the source of this 2435-nucleotide messenger RNA. Its product is annotated as transcriptional activator protein Pur-beta. The record is from RefSeq and is a predicted model, not a curated record. Gene Ontology annotation, cellular component: nucleus. Lineage: Eukaryota; Metazoa; Chordata; Actinopteri; Pomacentridae. The transcript has a single exon. The coding region runs from base 32 to 934 and encodes 300 amino acids. Gene Ontology annotation, molecular function: DNA-binding transcription factor activity, RNA polymerase II-specific; purine-rich negative regulatory element binding; RNA polymerase II transcription regulatory region sequence-specific DNA binding. Gene Ontology annotation, biological process: regulation of transcription by RNA polymerase II.